Molecule: messenger RNA, 662 nt
Organism: Quercus lobata
Lineage: Eukaryota; Viridiplantae; Streptophyta; Magnoliopsida; Fagales; Fagaceae
Product: succinate dehydrogenase subunit 7A, mitochondrial
Exons: 4
Coding region: 99-410 (103 amino acids)
Cellular component (GO): respiratory chain complex II (succinate dehydrogenase)
Source: RefSeq, a predicted model, not a curated record
UACAGGGGCACCAAAGUAAAACAAAAAAUUCCUUAGCAUUUUCAUUUUCAAUCUCUCUCUGUCUCUCUCUGUGAGCUUUGAAGCUCAGCGCAACAAAAAUGGCGUUCUUGCUUAACAAAACCUCCAUCGCUUCGCAUUUCCGAUCUCACUCCCAGAACACAGUGGACGCGCUCUCUCACACGCGCCGCGCUUACCACAUCGAACUCGGGGCUCGCGAGAAAGCCCUCUUGGCAGAGGACCCGGCUUUGAAGCGAUUCAAAUCCCAUAAGAAGAGUGUUAAUGCAGUUAAAAGAAUGGGAGAUGUUCUCACUAUUGUCGUUGUCGCAGGUUGCUGCUAUGAAAUAUAUGUUAAAGCAGUAAUGCGAGAAGAAGCUCGUAAAAAAGCAGGGGCUGCAGGUGGAAGUGCAUAAUGAAGUGUGAUAACUCCAGGACUUCUUUACCAAGAAAAAAGUAAAAAAAAGAAAAGAGAAGAAUAAGAGAGGGAGGGGGGGGGGCGGGCGCGGAGGGGGGGAGGUUGGUGAGUUGGGGAGGGAAUGUAAGAUUGUGUUAGACUUAUUGUCAUUGCCUAUGUUUUUUCUUUUCUUUUUUUUUUGGUCUGGGUUAAAUAAGCAGUGAAAACAUUCUAUCAAAUGUUUGAACCCAACCUUCUGCUCUUUUGGUCU